AUGGGCUACAACAAUCCACUUCUGUCCUACAUUGACGCGGUCCACUUCUUUCGCAAGGGCAAGGACAUUCUGGCCGAGGGAUAUGUCAAGUACCAAGGUGGUUUCUACAAGGUUGCCUUAUGGGACAGAUGGUUGGUGAUGGCCACCGGGCCCAUGGCGGAAGAGCUGCGCCGCCUGCCGGACGACACCAUGUCCUUCAUGGAUUUUAUCACUGAUUUCCUGGCCACGAAGUUUGUAUUUGGGAAUGCGGUCAUAGAUAAUCCGUACCAUCUACAUUUAAUUCCGUCUAAGCUGACCAAAAACCUGGGAACGUUGUUUGGUGAAGUCCGCGAAGAGGUUUUACUUGCCUUCGAAGAACUUGUCCCUGAAAACGGUGACGACUGGGUAAUUCUUCCAGCUAUGGACACAGUGAGGACGAUUGUCUGUCGCACUAGCAACAGAUUCUUCGUCGGAUAUCCAUUGUGUAGGGAUAUCGGAUGGCAGAACCUAAACAUGCGCUUUGCGAUGGAAAACCAAGUUGCUCAGGAUCGCUCGAUGCUGAUACCGGACCUGCUCAAGCCGUCACUCGCACCUUUACUGCUCAACAUGGGCAAGACAGUGAAAGAGGCAUCAGUCUUCAUGCGACCUCUCGUAGAAGAGCGCCAGCGACAAUACAAUCAAUACGGAAUCGACUACCCUGACAAGCCUAAUGACUUCCUCGCAUGGAUGAUGGACGUUGCCGAGGGACCGACUCGCGGCCUCGACGACAUGGUGAGAAGGAUUCUGCACCUCAACUUCUCAGCAAUACACACCUCCACUCUGACUAUGACACAUGCCAUCUAUGAUUUGGCGACGAAUCCUGAACUUUGGCUGCAACCUCUUCGCGAAGAGGUGGAGCGAGUGGUUGCCGAGGAAGGGUGGACUAAGAUUGCGAUGACCAAGAUGCACAAGAUCGACAGUUUCAUCAAAGAGUCAAGUCGGAUUAACUCGUUCAGCGGGAUCAGCCUCAUGCGCAUGGCGCUGAAAGAUCACACGUUCUCCGACGGCACGUUUGUGCCCAGGGGAACGUCUCUCGCUGCGCCGGCGAUUGCUACGCAUGAAGAUUCGUCGAACUACGACGAUCCUUUCACGUUCAACCCGUGGCGCUUUUCCGAUUUGAGAGAAGGAAGCGAGACCGCAAAGCACCAGCUCGUGAACACAUCCCCGGAGUUCCUAACCUUCGGACAUGGCAAGCAUGCGUGCCCCGGCCGCUUCUUCGCAGCAAACGAAAUGAAGAUGAUGCUCGCACAUAUUGUGAUGCAUUACGACGUGCAACUCGAGAAUGGGUCGCGGGUCCGGCCCCCCAACUCCUACUUUGCGGUGAAUUGUCUUGCGGAUUCCACGGCGAAAAUAUGCCUUCGCAAGAGACAGGAUUACGGGUAG
Messenger RNA from Punctularia strigosozonata HHB-11173 SS5, 1401 nucleotides. Its product is annotated as cytochrome P450. Gene Ontology annotation, molecular function: iron ion binding; heme binding; oxidoreductase activity, acting on paired donors, with incorporation or reduction of molecular oxygen. Lineage: Eukaryota; Fungi; Basidiomycota; Agaricomycetes; Corticiales; Punctulariaceae. The transcript has 16 exons. The coding region runs from base 1 to 1401 and encodes 466 amino acids. The record is from RefSeq and is a predicted model, not a curated record.